ACAUCUGACUAUUUUUAUUUCGUAACGGAAUAUGUCCGGGGAAGAAACUUAAUGCAGCACAUCCAAGAGGACGGCUGGCUGGCUGAAGAAAAGACAAAAAAAAUAUUUGGACAAAUAGUGGGGGCUAUAAAAUACUGUCACGACCGGGGAAUUAUGCAUCGAGACCUGAAGCCACAGAAUAUUGUCAUCGAUGAACAAGGCAAUGCCAAGGUUAUUGGCUUCGGGCUGGGGAUAAAGUGCAAAGCAGGGACCAAACUGUACAAGCGAUAUGGCACGUACAGUUACAACGCGCCAGAACUCUUUCUGGGGGAAGGCUAUGAUGGGAAAAAGACUGACGUCUGGAGUCUAGGGGUGAUUCUCUAUUUCAUGACCACCGGGCAUCUACCCUUUGUAGGGAACACCCUGGAAGAGCUGCAGGCCAACAUCCUCACAGGUGCCUACAAAGUUCCAAGCCAUGUCUCUACGCAGCUAGAAAACCUGAUACACCAACUACUGACAGUUAUUCCAGGGAAGAGACCCACACUUAAAGACAUCCAGAAGCACCCAUGGGUCAUCACACGUGAGGAAUACCCCAAAAGCAUCCUGAAACCUGAGACUGGCCUAGACCCCAUCAUCUUAGGAGUGCUCAGAUAUCAUGGUUAUGACCCACACCAAGUGCGUAAGUCCAUGAAGAAUAAGAACUUUGAUGAUCACAUGGCGGCAUACCUACUCUUGAAGGAGCAGGCUCGCCUGGGUCUCGGGAUUGGCUAUGGCAUCCCAGUAAAGCCUGUUGACCCUGGCCCUGCGCCUCCCCCAUCGCCUGCAAAUCCCUUCAUCUUUUUUGCUCCCAUCAGAAGAACA
Messenger RNA from Nannospalax galili (Upper Galilee mountains blind mole rat), 840 nucleotides. Its product is annotated as putative sperm motility kinase W. The record is from RefSeq and is a predicted model, not a curated record. Gene Ontology annotation, molecular function: ATP binding; protein serine/threonine kinase activity; tau-protein kinase activity. The annotation marks the transcript as partial. NCBI's taxonomy places the organism in Eukaryota, Metazoa, Chordata, Mammalia, Rodentia, Spalacidae. The transcript has a single exon. Gene Ontology annotation, cellular component: cytoplasm. Gene Ontology annotation, biological process: protein phosphorylation; microtubule cytoskeleton organization; intracellular signal transduction.